AUGUUCGGGGAAUGCCCAAUGAUCAUAUCCCGUAAGGGAUCGCAUGAUCUAUUUAGUUUGACGACGAGGGCAAAGGUUUUCUGUGUCGUCGAAGCGGAUAUUUGUUUGAUGGAAUCAGAUGGAAAAGGACAUCUUCUCAUCGCGACUCUUUGUUUUUUGACGAUUGUGGAGUCUGGGUUGAAUGAAAUGGAAUUGAGAAGUUUAUUGGUUUUGGAAUACAACUUGUUGCCGAUUGGAAUACGAAGAAACUAUCGGAAUUUGCCAUUUGACUACUGUCCAGAUGAAUUCGGAACAACUUCUUGUAUUCAAAUGCCUCCAUUGAGAUGGUAUUAUGUUCUUCAUAGACUCUCUCAUAUUCUGAUGAAAGUUGACUCUGAUAGCAAUCAUUUUAUACUUCCAUCUGCUUGUCGGAGAGUCGUCACCAAAAAAUUUCUGAAGCAUCCCCAUAACGUUGACCAUUUCAAGAAACAUCUGAAAACCUUUUUGACUGUUUUCUCAUCUCGAGAAUGGAAUCGAAACCGAAUAAUUGGAAGUUUCAUUAGCUAA
Messenger RNA from Caenorhabditis remanei, 546 nucleotides. RefSeq lists its product as uncharacterized. The record is from RefSeq and is a predicted model, not a curated record. The transcript is spliced from 4 exons. NCBI's taxonomy places the organism in Eukaryota, Metazoa, Nematoda, Chromadorea, Rhabditida, Rhabditidae. Bases 1 to 546 code for a protein of 181 amino acids.